UGUGAGGGCGGCCCGGAGGAGACACUCUAGACCUGGAGGUGCAUCCUGGCGUGACUCUCCUUGAGAAACACCAACACAAGAAGACUCCUACCUGACUUUAAGAUGGUCGUGGAUGACCUUCAGUUCAUGUCCGUCCUGAAGGGAAAACGCAUCAAACUGACCCUGAAGACCGCGUCGUACUUCGGGGUGGUCCAGCGCAUCAACCCCAACAAGACCUUGGUGUUAGCAGACGUAAGCAGCAGUAAUGGCUGCAAGUUGCCCGGAACAAAAAUCUUCUUUGGACACGAGAUCCUGAAUGGUGAGUUCACAUGUGAAGACGUCAGAGUAUUUCCUCAGCACAAAGUGGAAGAACACCUCAAAGUGGAAAGGUUUCAGCCAUACAAGAAGAUGAUCACAUUGGAUGAUGAAGAUGAAGACGAGUUUAUCGACUUUGUCGUCAUCGAUGAGUUUCAUGAGAAGUUUGGACCUGCUGUGAUGCACAUCAAGAAGCAGCACGUAAUCGGCGUGGCCGCUGAAGGGGUCGAGGUGUUUAAGAGUGGAAGACUGUGUUGGCUACAGAUUGCCACUAAAAACAAGGUGUACCUGUUUGAUAUCCUCCUGCUCGGAGCCCGAGCCUUUAAGAAUGGGCUCUCCAUGAUCCUGGAGAGUAAGCACAUCCUAAAGGUCAUUCAUGACUGCAGAGCCAUUGGUGGAUGUUUGAUUACUCAGUUUGGAGUGAAACUAGCCAACAUCUUUGACACUCAGGUGGCAGAUGUCAUGUGCUUCUACUCAGAGACUGGAGGCUUCCUUCCAGACAGAGUCAGUACUCUCCAGGCGGUGGUGAAUCUCCAUCUGAAGGUGCCCUCCUCCCAGCUCUCCUCUCUUCAGAUAAAGUCACAGCUCACCAAGGAAGAGAGGGAGAUGUGGUACAAGCGGCCUUGCCCCGUAUCCCUGCUGAAGGUUUUGGCUCUGUCAGUGAUCCAUCUGCAGCCGCUCAGACUGGUGCUGCUGGACACGCUCAUGAGUGACUACAUGGCUUUGGUGGAUUCCUACCUCAGCAGCAGCCACUAUGAACCUGAUGAACUGGAGCACGUCAACAUGGAAAGUGCUCUGGAGUUACCCACAGAGCUCAGGCAGCUGGAUCAAAUGCGUCGUGAGCGGCGGGAGUGGGCUGCCGGCCACUUCCCUGUCACAGAACAGGGCCUGCUGGCUCGCUUCAACCCCCAACCUCCGUCUUCAUCCCAGACCUCACCAGCUGCAGAGGACCAUAGCGAGACACAACCAGACUCCCUGGAACCUGCAACUGUGAAAUCACCUUCAUCCCCACAAAUGGACCUUGUUGUUAACCAACCACCGACGAGCCCCUCCAGAGUCGUGGAUGUCCGUUCUUCUCCCAACCUGCCAGUCCAGCCUCUGGUCCCGACGACUCUGCAAGACCUCCAGAAACCAAAGUGUGCAAGUGAGGACAGAGGAUGCACAAAGGCACUGAUGGAUAUGAUGGGUAUAGGAAGGCCUUUUGGGAAAGAGUCAUGCAGCCCAACCUUACCUGCUUUAGGAAGAGGCUUCCUUCUCCAGAUACCGUCAGGCAGCGUGGAGCAUCGGGACCUGGAGGGCCUCUCACAAGGAGUCGGCCAUAUUGUGACCUUCAGCUGGGACAGACGAGAGCGGGCCGAGGAUGAGUGA
Stegastes partitus (bicolor damselfish) is the source of this 1662-nucleotide messenger RNA. It is a transcript of the gene exd1, whose product is annotated as exonuclease 3'-5' domain containing 1. NCBI's taxonomy places the organism in Eukaryota, Metazoa, Chordata, Actinopteri, Pomacentridae. The transcript has 12 exons. Gene Ontology annotation, biological process: piRNA processing; nucleobase-containing compound metabolic process. Gene Ontology annotation, molecular function: 3'-5' exonuclease activity; nucleic acid binding. The coding region runs from base 103 to 1662 and encodes 519 amino acids. The record is from RefSeq and is a predicted model, not a curated record. Gene Ontology annotation, cellular component: PET complex.